AGUGACAGCGCCAGCGCCGCGAGAACAGUGCCAGGCAAGGGGGCGGGCAUUCGCGGAAGCUGCCUGCUUUCACCCGGAGGCCACGUCCCUGGUGAGACUCUGGAGAGCGCGUUUUGAGGGUCCAGCCCAGGCCAAGGAGCAAGGUGUGGGGACGCACCGGCCGUGGGAGGGCAAGACCCUCGCCCGCGGGCAACGCGUCUUCCCGCAAUGCCCCUGUCCUCUUCCAAGGCUUCUGGAGAAACGUCGUAGCGGGAGCGGUGGUGGCGCAGGUGACGAGGCGGCGGUCAAGCCUCCUGGACCCGGCCUACGGGGUUCGGCUGGGCGCCUGGGUUCCCAGCGCGGCUGGACACUUCUCUCGGCCUGGCGGGGCGCGGCGGCAGCGGCGGGGUGAGCGGCCCUGCGCGCAGACUGGCAGGAGCCGGGCCCGGACCGGGCCGGGCUUCUGGAUGCACUGGCGGUUCGGGAGCCCUUAGGAUGGCACAAAAGAAAUAUCUUCAAGCAAAAUUAACUCAGUUUUUAAGGGAAGACAGGAUUCAACUUUGGAAACCUCCAUAUACAGAUGAAAAUAAAGAACUUGGCUUAGCAUUGAAGGAUCUUGCUAAGAAGUACUCUGACAAGCUAGACUGCUGUGAAAAUGAAGUAGAAAAGAUAAUAGAAGAAAUACGUCGCAAAGCAAUUGAACGUGGAACUGGAAAUGAAAAUUACAAAACAACAGGAAUUGCUACAAUUGAGGUGUUUUUACCACCAAGAGUAAGAAAAGAUAGGAAAAACUUGUUGGAGACCCGAUUGCACAUCACUGGCAGAGAGCUGAGGUCUAAAAUAGCUGAAUCUUUUGGAUUUCAGGAAAAUUAUAUCAAAAUUGUCAUAAACAAGAAACAGCUUCAACUAGGGAAAACCCUUGAAGAACAAGGAGUGACUCACAAUGUAAAAGCAAUGGUGCUUGAACUGAAACAGUCCGAAGAGGACGUGAGGAAAAACUUCCAGGUGGAGGAAGAGGAACAAAAUGAGGCUGAACUGAAAGAAAAACGAAUUCAGAGGACUAAAAGAGGACUAGAGAUACUGGCCGAGAGAGCUGAGAUGGUGGUGGAUUCAGAGACUACACCGUACUUAGACAUAGCUAACCAGACAGGCAGAUCAAUCAGAAUUCCCCCAUCAGAAAGAAAAGCCCUUAUGUUAGCUAUGGGAUAUCAUGAGAAGGGCAGAGCUUUCCUGAAAAGAAAAGAAUAUGGAAUAGCCUUGCCAUGUCUGUUGGAUGCUGACAAAUAUUUCUGUGAGUGCUGCAGAGAGCUGCUGGACACAGUGGAUAACUACGCAGUGCUCCAGCUGGAUAUAGUGUGGUGUUACUUCCGCUUGGAACAACUGGAAUGCCUUGAUGAUGCCGAAAAAAAAUUAAACUUGGCCCAGAAAUGCUUUAAAAAUUGCUAUGGAGAAAAUCAUCAGAGACUGGUCCACAUAAAAGGAAAUUGUGGGAAAGAGAAGGUAUUAUUUUUAAGACUCUACUUGCUUCAAGGUAUUCGAAACUAUCACAGUGGAAAUGGUGAAGAAGCUUGUGAGUAUCUCAAUAAGGCACGUCAGCUCUUUAAAGAGCUAUAUAUUGAUCCAUCAAAAGUUCACAACUUAUUGCAGUUGGGAUUUACUGCCCAGGAAGCCCGGCUUGGCCUGAGGGCAUGUGAUGGGAACGUGGAUCACGCAGCUACUCACAUUACCAACCGCAGAGAGGAAUUGGCCCAAAUAAGGAAAGAGGAAAAAGAGAAGAAAAGACGCCGCCUGGAGAACAUCAACUCUCUGAAGUGCAUGGGCUACUCCACACACGCAGCCAAGCAGGCGCUCCACCAGGCCAGUGGCAACCUGGAUGAGGCCCUGAAGAUUCUGCUCAGUAAUCCCCAGAUGUGGUGGUUAAAUGAUUCCGAUCCUGAAACCAGCAACCAUCAAGAAAGUCCUUCCCAGGAAAACAUUGACCAACUGGUGUACAUGGGCUUUGACGCCACAGUGGCCAAAGCUGCACUGAGAGUGUUCCGAGGUAACGUCCAGCUGGCAGCACAGACCCUUGCUCACAACGGGGGCAGCCUCCCUCCUGACCUGCGGCUCUCGGCAGAAGACUCUCCAUCAACACCAUCCACAUCCCCUUCAGAUUCUGCAGGAACCUCUAGUGCCUCGACAGAUGAAGACAUGGAGACAGAGGCCGUGAAUGAGAUCCUGGAAGACAUCCCAGAACAUGAGGAAGAUUAUCUAGAUUCAACUCUGGAAGAUGAAGAAAUUAUUAUUGCAGAGUACCUAUCCUAUGUAGAGAACAUAAAGUUGGCAACAAAGAAAAACUAAAUAAUGAACAGAAAUAAGUAUAAGUUUCUGCUUAUAAACGCUAUCAUUAUGAAAAGUUUAAUGCACAUCUUUUGUUCUUCUUACUUUUUAUCUGAUUUUGCUCCAAGAGUUCAUCCUCCUAGGGUAUAGGAGUGGCAGCAGGGCCCGGGGGUCCUGGUCCUUAAUAGAUGUUCUUAGGUAAGGAGCUCCACUGUCCUGGCUCAGGCCCAGAUCUCUUGCCUGGUUUUUCAGCCAGCAGUGGGCAGUGGGCUUGCUGCCAGCAAGGGGGUGCUGUCUGCUGAAGGUCCAGGAGAGGGUAAUGGGGAGGAGGGAGGGCAUCCCGACCCUCCUACUCAUUUUGCCCAGUUUUCCUGCCCUCGUGUGCCUGCUUCCAGCUAUUUUCCCUCUUCCUGUGAUGCUGUCUUCACUGUGCGAGCCCCAUGUCUUCCUGUGCCACCCUCAGCACCCAUUCCCCAAACCAUCCUUUGAAUCUUCAUUCCAAGUGCUAUGGCAUAAAGAGGGGGCUCAGGCCUCAGCCGCCGUCCCGCGUUGUAGCAGAUGCCUUCAGCCUGAAACAUCAGUAUUUUAUGCUCCUAGUUCAGUACAAUAUGCACUUGAAAAGUUGCAGGUAAAAGUAAGGCUUUAUAUGUAUUCAGAAUUACUCAUUACAAAAACUAUUUUAGUAAAUGGGAAAGUUUUAAAUGCUAACCAAAGCAACUUAUUUUUAAUUAACAUUUUUAGACUGCUCUCAUACUGACCUCACUGCUAGCUAAGAGACCUCUGUGUUUCAGAUACACUUUGUCUACAUUUCUUGUGGGAUUUUUUGUUAUGUGAUAAGACUGUUUCUAAAGAUACAUAGUUAGCCUUUUAUUGACUCAAAUACCCAUUCUCACUGCGCCAUGCAUUCCUCUGUAGAUAUGUGUGAAUGGAAAGCCCUCCCCUAGGACUGGCAGCAGCAGCUGGAUGUGAUCUGAGAUUCUUCCUCCUUUCCAGAAGGCACUCAAGGCUCCUCUGGCUGGUGACAGGGUGGGCCACCUGUUGCUGUCAGGGGGCUGGCUGAAUUGCUCCAACUUUUUCAUGAAGUUUGGUUUGGACCGACAGGAAUCUUGUCAAUUCUUUUUAAAUGGCUACCAAUGGAAAUAAAAGGUGGAAAAUAUAUUCAAUUGUCA
Messenger RNA from Otolemur garnettii (small-eared galago), 3467 nucleotides. RefSeq names its product negative regulator of ubiquitin like proteins 1 (gene NUB1). The coding region runs from base 475 to 2319 and encodes 614 amino acids. Gene Ontology annotation, molecular function: protein binding. Lineage: Eukaryota; Metazoa; Chordata; Mammalia; Primates; Galagidae. The record is from RefSeq and is a predicted model, not a curated record. The transcript has 15 exons. Gene Ontology annotation, biological process: regulation of ubiquitin-dependent protein catabolic process.